Molecule: messenger RNA, 1242 nt
Organism: Lodderomyces elongisporus
Lineage: Eukaryota; Fungi; Ascomycota; Pichiomycetes; Serinales; Debaryomycetaceae
Gene: TMA46
Exons: 1
Coding region: 1-1242 (413 amino acids)
Biological process (GO): cytoplasmic translation
Cellular component (GO): cytosol
Molecular function (GO): mRNA binding; metal ion binding
Source: RefSeq, a predicted model, not a curated record
AUGCCACCAAAGAAGAAUCAAACAUCUGACAAAAACAAGGCUAAGGCUAAGGCCAAAGCUGCCGAGGAUAAAACCUUUGGUAUGAAGAACAAGAACAAGUCGAAAAGAGUUCAGCAACAAAUCAAUCAAAUGCAAGCUGGUAUAGAUGGAGGUUUGGCAAAGAAAAAAGAGGCAGAAGCCAAGCGGAGAGCAGAAGAGAAGAAGGCCGCCGAAGAAGCCAAAAAGGAAGCCGCAAAGUUGUUUGGUAUCCAACAACAAAAAGUACCCUUUGGAGUUGAUCCAAAAUCCAUAUUAUGUGAGUUCUUUAAACAAGGACUAUGUACAAAGGGUAACAAAUGUAAAUUCAGUCAUGACCCUAAUGUAGGAAGAAAAGAUGCCAAGAAAGAUCUUUACACCGAUGCUCGUGAGGAGAAAGAGGCAGAUACUAUGGACAAUUGGGAUGAAGAAAAGUUGCGGAGUGUUAUUUUAUCGAAGCACGGUAAUCCCAAGACCACCACUGAUAAAGUUUGUAAACACUUUAUUGAAGCUGUGGAGAAUGGAAAGUAUGGUUGGUUUUGGGUUUGUCCAAAUGGUGGUAACGAAUGUAAAUAUAAACAUUCCUUGCCACCGGGUUUCGUUUUGAAGACUAAAGAGCAAAAGAAGUUGGAGAAACUUGCUGCAGAGAAUGAACCAAAAAUAUCUUUGGAAGAGUUUUUGGAGUUGGAAAGAAGCAAGUUGGACAAGAGAUCAUUUACUCCAAUAACGGCAGAGUCGUUUAGACAAUGGAAGAUUGGACAAAGAUCGAAGCGAGAUAACCAGAGGAAAGAAGCAGAAAAGAAGGGUAAAAGACCAUUAACUGGAAGAGAAGUUAUUUUGGAGAAAUUCUCUGACAAAUAUUAUACAGAGGAAGAUGACGGAAAUGGUGAAUCUUGGGACUUGUCUCAAUUCAAACCACAGCAAUCAGAUGAUGGUAAUGAAAACAUCAAGGAUUACGGUGAUGGAAGCAAUGCUAUGGAAUAUUAUCAAGAAGGAAAUGAUAGUGAAAAAAAUGGCACUGCAAACAACAGCGUUGAAGAAACCGUGCAGAGUCUAGAAGGGAAAAUCAAAAACGAAAAGUUUAUGUGUGAUAGUAAUGAAAAGCAGGCAGAGCAAACAGAGCAAACAGAGCAAACAGAGCAAACAGGAGCUGAUAAUGUUGAGAAUGCUACUGUGGACACUGCCGCAAAAGUAAAUAAUGGCAAUCUAGCGGCUGCUGAUUCGUAA